CCCCUCCGUCAAAAGUGUAGUGUAGUGUAGCCCUCCAUGAAGUAGAUAUAUACACCAAUAUAUACUCCAUCUGCUCCUGCGAUCCUCCAUAAAAACUAUCCAUCUCCAACCCCUUCUGCCACUCGUUUACACUCAAUCCUCUCAGACUUUCAUUCCCUCUUUCUUUCAAAGUUCAUGCUGCUCUGAACAUGGGAAUUUGGAAGCCAGCUUGGUUGGAGGCUCUUGACACUCAGAAGUUCUUCGUGGCUUGUUCUCUUCACGAGAACGCGAAGAAGAAUGAGAAGAACAUUUGUUGUUUGGAUUGCUGCACUAGUAUCUGCCCACAUUGCGUGCCAUCGCACCGCUUCCAUAGGCUGGUGCAAGUCCGGCGUUACGUUUACCAUGAUGUUGUGAGACUGGAGGACCUCGAGAAGCUUAUAGACUGUUCCAAUGUUCAGUCGUAUACUAUUAAUAGCUCCAAGGUGGUGUUUCUCAAGAAGAGACCUCAGAGCAGGCAGUUUAGGGGAUCAGGGAACCUCUGCACCUCCUGCGACAGGAGCCUUCAAGAGCCUUAUAUUCAUUGUUCUCUGGGAUGUAAGGUGGACUACAUACUAAGGCAAAAGAAGGAUCUUUCCCCAUAUUUGAGGACAUGCGAGGCACUUCAACUGAGUCCAGACUUCUUCGCUCCCCAUGAUGCCGAUGAUGAGGCCAAUGAGACCACCCAGUCCACUAUUGUGGAAGGUGAGGAGCCCAUAGGCUCAUCAGACUCGGAAAAUCUAAGUAUGCCGUGCACCGAGUUUUUCCGCAAGAAGAGAAGCAGGCUCGCUGCUUGUUCAAGGUCAGCAAGCAGUGUUUCUGAUGAGGACAUGGUUACAAACAUGAGCAGAAGGAAAGGCAUUCCACAUAGAUCUCCUCUGUGCUAAGGGCUGAUUCUUUUGACUGCUUCUAUAUCCCUUCUUAUUAAACAGAUCAGCUUUUUCCUUUUUCUAUGGUUUCUGAUUCCAAGCUUUCAAUGUAAAGUUUCCAAAGGCUAUUUCAAUCAAUUAUUCAAAUUUAUCAUGAAAUGGAGCUCUUAUUAUUUAAGCUGUC
Messenger RNA from Phoenix dactylifera (date palm), 1068 nucleotides. RefSeq names its product protein RGF1 INDUCIBLE TRANSCRIPTION FACTOR 1-like. The record is from RefSeq and is a predicted model, not a curated record. NCBI's taxonomy places the organism in Eukaryota, Viridiplantae, Streptophyta, Magnoliopsida, Arecales, Arecaceae.